CUUGUAAGAGCUUCCGCUGGUGGAGUUUGAGUCGAAUGGUCUCUAAUAACGAUGCCCAGUGUCUAGUUUGACGAUUACCAAGCUUGGAAUUCGCCUCCCCUGUUCUCAAGCUGCAGCAGCAGCAGCAGCAGCAGCAGCAUUACUGUCAUGGCGACGAAAGGCAUCCUGAAGAACAGCCCGUCGGGGAGGGGCGGGAAGCCGCCUUUGGCGCCGCAGCAGCAGCAGCAGGCAUCGUCGGGGCCGACGGUGGUUUUCGGGCAGCGGACGGACUCGGGGCGGUUCAUCAGCUACUCGCGCGACGACCUCGACAGCGAGGUGAGCAGCGUGGACUACCAGCAGGACUACCACGUCCACAUCCCCAUGACCCCCGACAACCAGCCCUUCACGGACGACGGCCGCGCCGGCCCCCGCCUCGGCCCCUCCCUCUCCGCCAAGUCCGAGGACUCCUUCGUCUCCGACUCCCUCUUCACCGGCGGCUUCAACACCGCCACCCACGCCCGCGCGAUGGACAAGCCCGCCGACCCCUCCCGGGGCGCCGGCGCCGGCGCCAAGUCGACGUGCGCGGUCGACGGCUGCGACAACAAGUUGGCGCGGAACGCCCGCGGGGAGGAGGCGGUCCCCUGCGAAUGCGAUUUCAGGACAUGCGCCGACUGCUUCGCGGACGCGGCGAAGGCGGAAGGCGGGCUCUGCCCCGGGUGCAAGGAGCCGUACAAGACCACGGACUGGGAGGAGGUGGUGGCGGCCGGGUCGGGGAGCAUCGCUCGGGCGCUGUCCCUGCGGCCGGCGCCCCCGAGGGGGAAGGCGGAGAGGGGGCUGUCGCUGAUGCGGCAGACGACGAUGGGCCGGGGGCCCGGGGCCGGGGGCCGGGGCGGGGGCGGCGAAUUCGAUCAUAACCGGUGGCUGUUCGAGACGAAGGGGACGUACGGGUACGGGAACGCCAUGUGGCCGGAGGAUAAUGCGGACGAAGAAGGCGACGGCGACGGCGGCGGAGGGCACGGGCAUCCCCAGGAGCUGAUGAGCAAGCCGUGGCGGCCCCUCACGCGCAAACUCAAAAUCCCCGCAGCAGUAAUCAGUCCGUACAGGCUCCUGGUGUUCGUGCGCAUGGCGGCGCUGGCGUUGUUUCUCGCAUGGCGCAUAACGCACAAGAACGAGGACGCGGUUUGGCUGUGGGGGAUGUCCAUCGUGUGCGAGCUGUGGUUCGCCUUCUCCUGGCUGCUGGACCAGCUCCCCAAACUCUGCCCCGUCAACCGCGCCGCCGACCUCGCCGUGCUCAAGGAGAAGUUCGAGACCCCGCGCCCCAACAACCCCACCGGCAAGUCCGACCUCCCCGGCAUCGACGUCUUCGUCUCCACCGCCGACCCCGACAAGGAGCCCGUCCUCGUCACCGCCAACACCGUCCUCUCCAUCCUCGCCGCCGACUACCCCGUCGAGAAGCUCGCUUGCUACCUCUCCGACGACGGCGGCGCCCUCCUCACUUUCGAGGCCAUGGCCGAGGCCGCCAACUUCGCCGACCUCUGGGUCCCCUUCUGCCGGAAGCACCGCAUCGAGCCGCGGAACCCCGAGAGCUACUUCAGCCUCAAAAGAGACCCUUACAGGAACAAGGUGAAGCAGGACUUCGUCAAGGACCGGAGGAGGAUCAAGCGCGAGUACGACGAGUUCAAGGUGCGGAUCAACGGCCUUCCGGAGGCCAUACGGAGCCGCUCGGACGCGCUCCACGCGCGGGAGGAGAUCCAGCAGGCCAAGGCCGGAGGGGACGAGCCCGUCAAGAUCCCCAAGGCCACGUGGAUGGCGGACGCCACGCACUGGCCCGGGACGUGGCUCCACCCAUCGCCGGACCAUACUCGCACCGAUCACGCCGGGAUCAUACAGGUAAUGCUGAAGCCACCGAGCGACGCGCCGAUGUACGGGAGCAGCGGCGAGAAGUCGCCGAUGGACUUGGGAGAGGUGGACGUGCGGCUGCCGAUGCUGGUGUACGUGUCGCGAGAGAAGCGGCCGGGCUACGACCACAACAAGAAGGCGGGGGCGAUGAAUGCGCUAGUCCGCGCCUCCGCCAUCAUGUCGAACGGCCCCUUCAUUCUCAACUUGGACUGCGACCACUACGUGUACAACUCCCAAGCCCUGCGCGAGGGAAUGUGCUUCAUGAUGGACCGCGGCGGCGACCGCAUUUGCUACGUCCAGUUCCCGCAGCGUUUCGAGGGCAUCGACCCCUCCGACCGCUACGCCAACCACAACACCGUCUUCUUCGACGUCAACAUGCGCGCGCUCGACGGCCUCCAGGGACCUGUCUACGUCGGCACCGGCUGCCUCUUUCGCCGCGUCGCGCUCUACGGGUUCGACCCCCCUCGCGCGAAGGAGCACCGCCCCUCCUUCUGCGGCUGCUGCCUCCCGCGGCGCCGUCGCCCCGCGAAGAGAAUCUCGGAGGAGACCCGCGCGCUCCGCACGGGAGAUACGGAGGAGGAGGAGGCGGAGGAGGAGAUGAGCCGGCUGGCGUCGUUCCCGAAGAAGUUCGGGAACUCGAGCUUCCUGAUGGACUCCAUCCCCGUGGCGGAGUUCCAGGGCCGGCCGCUGGCCGACCACCCGUCGGUGAAGAACGGGCGGCCCGUAGGCGCGCUGACGGUCCCCCGCGAGGUGCUGGACGCGUCGGUGGUGGCGGAGGCGAUCAGCGUGGUGUCGUGCUGGUACGAGGAGAAGACGGAGUGGGGCCGGCGCGUGGGGUGGAUCUACGGGUCGGUGACGGAGGACGUGGUGACCGGGUACCGCAUGCACAACCGGGGGUGGCGGUCGGUGUACUGCGUGACGCAGCAGCGCGACGCCUUCCGCGGGACGGCGCCCAUCAACCUGACGGACCGGCUGCACCAGGUGCUGCGGUGGGCGACGGGGUCCGUGGAGAUCUUCUUCUCGCGGAACAACGCGCUGUUCGCCAGCCCCAGGAUGAAGGCGCUGCAGCGGGUCGCCUACCUGAACGUGGGCAUCUACCCCUUCACGUCCGUCUUCCUCGUCGUCUACUGCUUCCUGCCGGCGCUCUCGCUCUUCUCGGGGCAGUUCAUCGUGCAGACGCUCAACGUCGCCUUCCUGGCGUACCUGCUGGUCAUCACGCUGACGCUGUGCCUGCUGGCGCUGCUGGAGGUGAGGUGGUCCGGGAUCGAGCUCGAGGAGUGGUGGCGGAACGAGCAGUUCUGGCUCAUCGGCGGGACCAGCGCCCACCUCGCGGCGGUGCUGCAGGGCCUGCUGAAGGUGGUGGCCGGGAUAGAGAUCUCCUUCACGCUCACGUCCAAGUCGGCCGGGGACGACGUCGACGACGAGUUCGCGGAGCUCUACGCGGUGCGGUGGACGUGGCUGAUGGUCCCGCCGCUGGCCAUCAUCAUGGUCAACCUGAUCGCCAUAUGCGUGGGGUUCAGCCGCACCGUCUACAGCGUGAUCCCGCAGUGGACCAAGCUGCUGGGCGGGGUGUUCUUCAGCUUCUGGGUGCUGGCGCACCUCUACCCCUUCGCCAAGGGCCUCAUGGGCCGGAGGGGCCGAACUCCCACCGUCGUCUACGUCUGGUCCGGCCUCGUCGCCAUCACCAUCUCCCUCCUCUGGGUCGCCAUCAAGCCCCCCUCCGCCAAUUCCUCCUCCCAGUCCCAGAUCGGCGGCUCUUUCUCCCUCCCUUGAUCCUUUCCUUCAUGUGUUAGUACUACUAUACGUCACAUCAAUAUUACACACACACACUCACAGGCGCGCACACACACACACUCUCUCUCUCUCUCUCUCUCUCUCUCUCUCGCUCUUACAGUACAGAAGAAGAAGAAGAAGAAGAAGAAGAAGAAGAAGAAGGGCCAUUAUGGGUUGGUUAGUUUCGUUUGCUCAAUCCUGAUUCAUUCAACACAAUUUAAGAUGGGGAAUUUUUCGCUUCUUUAAUUUUUUAAAAUUUUUUUUUGUUCUUAAUUUUAGCUAUUGAAUUGGGUUUUACUGCAGAGCUAAAAAGCUUAGAAUAGUGUUGCUUACUACGCCGUUUGCUAGCUCUUUAAUUAGGGUGGAUUAAUUACAGAUUGUAGAAGUUACCGAUGUGUGUAAUUUGCAACAACUAUAGCAAAGUUGAAUUGAAUUUCGCGUUGUUUUA
This is a messenger RNA of Ananas comosus (pineapple), 4099 nucleotides long. RefSeq names its product cellulose synthase-like protein D1. Bases 148 to 3651 code for a protein of 1167 amino acids. Lineage: Eukaryota; Viridiplantae; Streptophyta; Magnoliopsida; Poales; Bromeliaceae. Gene Ontology annotation, cellular component: trans-Golgi network; plasma membrane. The transcript is spliced from 5 exons. The record is from RefSeq and is a predicted model, not a curated record. Gene Ontology annotation, molecular function: cellulose synthase (UDP-forming) activity; mannan synthase activity. Gene Ontology annotation, biological process: cellulose biosynthetic process; plant-type primary cell wall biogenesis.